This is a messenger RNA of Cynocephalus volans (Philippine flying lemur), 7703 nucleotides long. It is a transcript of the gene RBM20, whose product is annotated as RNA binding motif protein 20. Gene Ontology annotation, biological process: regulation of RNA splicing. The transcript has 14 exons. Gene Ontology annotation, molecular function: mRNA binding; zinc ion binding. Gene Ontology annotation, cellular component: nucleus. The record is from RefSeq and is a predicted model, not a curated record. NCBI's taxonomy places the organism in Eukaryota, Metazoa, Chordata, Mammalia, Dermoptera, Cynocephalidae. The coding region runs from base 568 to 4236 and encodes 1222 amino acids.
GAGGCACUUCGCAGUGUCGAUGUGCGCGGACGCCCGGGGUCGCUCCGUCGGCCCCGCUUGGCGGUAGCGGCGCGAGGCCUUGCGCGGCGUCCCCGGGGACAGCGCGAGGCCUCCGGCUCCCGGGAAAGGCGACAGCGCGGCGGCGGGCGGUGGGCUGUCGUGCGUGUCGCCGGCUCACGCGGUUGCGCUGCGCUGCGGAGCGCCCGACUCCGGACCCUGAGGGCGCACCGUGGCCGUGACACACGCCGCCGCGCUCGCAGUCUCCGGGCCGAGCUCCCCGGGCCACACGGGCGCCGAGCGGCCCCUGCCGUGGAGCAGCUCCCGCCGUCCGGGAGACGCCCCCCGACCCCCGCCCCCGCGCGGCCGGACCGGACGAGCGCGCGCGGCGGGAGGAGGAGGAGGCGGCGCCGCCGGGACUGCCUCCCCCCGCCCCUCGCGUCUCCUCCCCGAGCCGCCGGGAAGGACAAGGGGACUGGGCACGGGGACCCCGGCCAGUGAGCGCCCGUGCCCCGGUGCCGCCCCUCCCGCGCGCUCUCUCGUCGCCCGCCCGGGCCGGCCUCGCCCCGCAUGGUGCCGGCAGCAGCCAUGAGCCAGGACGCGGACGCCAGCGGUCCGGAGCAGCCGGACAGAGAUGCCUGCAGUGUGCCGGGUGCCCAGGCGCCCCCGGGCCCGCGAGGGAUGCAGCCGCCGCCGCCGCCGCCGCCGCCGCCGGCCGGCCUACCGCAGAUCAUCCAAAAUGCCUCCAAGCUCCUGGACAAGAACCCGUUCUCGGUCUGUAACACGAACCCUCUGCUUCCUUCACCUGCCAGUCUCCAACUGGCUCAACUGCAAGCCCAGCUCACCCUCCACCGGCUGAAGUUGGCACAGACAGCUGUCACCAACAAUACUGCAGCCGCCACGGUCCUGAACCAAGUCCUCUCCAAAGUGGCCAUGUCCCAGCCUCUCUUCAACCAGCUGAGACAUCCAUCUGUGAUCAGUGCCCCCCACGGCCAUACCGGGGUGCCCCAACAUGCUGCAACCAUAUCCAGCACCCGAUUCCCCUCUAAUGCAAUUGCCUUUUCACCCUCCAGCCAGACACGAGGCCCAGGACCCUCUGUGAGUCUUCCCAGCCAGCCCCCCAAUGCCGUGGUGAUACAUCCUUUCAGCGGGGUAAUGCCUCAGACCCCUGCCCAGCCAGCAGUCAUCUUGGGCAUUGGCAAGACUGGGCCCACUCCGACUACAGGAGGCUUCUAUGAGUACAGCAAAGCCAACUCUGGCCAGGCAUAUGGCUCUGAAACAGACGGUCAGCCCAGCUUUCUGUCAACCUCAGCCUCUACCUCAGGCAGUGUGACCUAUGAAGGGCAUUACAGCCACACAGGGCAAGAUGGCCAAGCUGCCUUUUCCAAAGACUUCUAUGGACCCAACUCCCAAGGGUCACAUGUGACAGGUGGAUUUCCAGCUGAGCAGGUGGGGGGCCUGAAAGGUGAGGUAGGGCCGCUGGUGCAGGGCACAAACAGCCAGUGGGAGAGCCCCCACGGUUUCACUGGCCCAAGCAAGCCUGAUCUUACAGCAAAUCCCAACCUGUGGCCUCUACCCCCUGGCCAGCCCUAUGAGCUGUAUGACCCUGAGGAACCCACGCAAGACAGGACGCCUCCUUCCUUUGGGGGGCGGCUUAACAACAGCAAACAGGGUUUCAGCAGUGCCCGGCGGCGGGCCAAGGAAGAGCAGGCGAUGCUGUCCAUGCGGCCCCUGCAGGCUCAUGAGCUGAAUGACUUCCAUGGCGUGGCCCCACUGCACCUGCCACACACCUGUAGCAUCUGCGACAAGAAGGUGUUUGAUUUGAAGGACUGGGAGCUUCAUGUCAAAGGGAAACUGCAUGCUCAGAAGUGCCUGGUCUUCUCUGAAAAUGCUGGCAUCCGGUGUAUACUUGGUUCGGCAGAGGGAACACUCUGUGCCUCUCCCAACAGCACAGCUGUUUAUAACCCUGCUGGGAAUGAAGAUUAUGCCUCAAAUCUUGGAACGUCGUAUGCGGCUAUUCCAGCAAGGUCAUUUGCUCCAUCAAAUCCUGCAUUUCCUUCAACUUCCCCAGGGACAAAUUUUGCAGAACGGAAAGGUGCUGGCCGUGUCGUGCACAUCUGCAACCUCCCUGAAGGAAGCUGCACUGAGAAUGAUGUCAUUAACCUGGGGCUGCCCUUUGGAAAGGUCACUAAUUACAUCCUCAUGAAGUCGACUAAUCAGGCCUUUUUAGAGAUGGCUUACACAGAAGCUGCCCAGGCCAUGGUCCAGUAUUAUCAAGAAAAAUCUGCUGUGAUCAAUGGUGAGAAGUUGCUCAUCCGGAUGUCCAAGAGAUACAAGGAGUUGCAGCUGAAGAAACCUGGGAAAACUGUGGCUGCCAUCAUCCAGGACAUCCAUUCCCAGAGGGAGAGGGACAUGUUCCGGGAAGCAGACAGAUAUGGCCCAGAAAGGCCACGGUCUCGCAGUCCAGUGAGCCGGUCACUCUCCCCAAGGUCCCACACACCAAGCUUCACCUCCUGCAGCUCCUCCCACAGUCCUCCAGGCCCCUCCCGGGCUGACUGGGGCAACGGCCGGGACUCCUGGGAGCACUCUCCCUAUGCCAGGAGGGAGGAGGAGCGAGACCCGCCCCCCUGGAGGGAGAACGGGGAGGACAAGAGGGACAGGACAGACACAUGGGCAUGCCAUGAUCGCAAGCACUACCCCCGGCCACUGGACAAAGGCGAGCUGGAGGAGCGACUGGAAGGAGGGAGGGGCCACCGAGAAAAGCACCCCAGGUCUGGGUCCCCGAACCUGCUCCACUCUGCAUCCAGCUACAAGAGCCGGGAAGACGGCUACUACCGGAAAGAGCCCAGAGCCAAGUUGGACAAGUAUCUAAAGCAGCAGCAGGACACCCCAGGGAGAUGCAGGAGGAAGGACGAGGCCAGGCCGCGGGAGAGCAGACACCCCCACCCCGACGAUUCAGGCAAGGAAGACGGGCUGGGGCCAAAGGUCACUAGGGCCCCUGAGGGCGUCAAGUCCAAGCAAAGUGAAAAAAAUAAAACCAAGAGACCUGAUAGAGACCAAGAAGGACCUGAGGAUAGAAAAGAAAGCAAAAUGGCAGAGAAUGAGGCUGGAAAAGAGGAGCAAGAGGGCACAGAAGAAAGCCCCCGAUCAGUGGGCAGACAGGAGAAAGGAACAGAGUCCUCUGAUCCAGAAUAUACAAAGACACAAAAGGAGCAGGACUGGGAGAGUGGCAGUGAGGCAGAGGGGGAGAGCUGGUAUCCCACCAACAUGGAGGAGCUGGUCACAGUGGACGAGGUGGGGGAAGAGGAAGAUUUUAUUAUGGAACCGGACAUCCCAGAGUUGGAAGAAAUUGUGCUCAUUGACCAGAAAGACAAAAUCUGCCCAGAAAUGUGUUCCUGUGUGACAACCUCCUUAGACCUGGACUUGACCAAUGAUUUCACCAAGGAGGGAGUCAAGACCAUAGGGAAUAGGGCUGCAGAUAUCAGCCUCAAGCCACCCAGAGAACUGCCUUCUGCUUCCACAAGCUGUCCCAGUGACAUGGACGUGGAAAUGCCUGGCCUAAAUCUGGGUGCUGAGUGGAAGCCAGCUGAAUGUGAGACAGGCCUCUCACUGGAGGAUUCAGAUUGCUACGAGAAGGAGGCAAAGGGAGCGGAGAGCUCAGAUGUUCAUCUGGCCCCUGCAGUCCAGCAAAUGUCUUCCCCCAAGCCAGUGGAGGAGAGGGCCCGGCAGCCUAGCCCAUUUCUCGAUGACUGCAAGGCCAGGAGGACCCCUGAAGAUGGGACUUGUGAAGGCAGACCCCUGGAGGAGAAAGCUAGCCCCCCCACCGAAGCCGACCUCCAAAGCCAGGCUUGCCAAGGAGUGUUGACCCAGGAAAACUCCAGGUACAUGGAAACGAAAUCUCUGGAUGUGAGCUCACCAGAAUGCCCUGAAGUGGAGCUGAAACAGCCCCUUUCUUUGCCUUCCUGGGAAUCAGAGGAUGUGUUCAGUGAACUUAGCAUUCCUCUAGGUGUGGAGUUCGUGGUUCCCAGGACUGGGUUUUAUUGCAAGCUGUGUGGACUGUUCUAUACCAGCGAAGAGAUGGCGAAGAUAAGCCACUGUCGCAGUGCUAUCCACUACAGGAACUUACAGAAGUACUUAUCCCAGUUGGCUGAAGAGGGCCUGAAGGAGACCGAGGGGACAGGCAGCCCGAGGCCCGAGGACAGUGGAAUUGUGCCACACUUGGAAAGGAAAAGGCUGUGAUGCUUCUGCUGCUGCUGGAAGGUGGGAGAGGCGCUGGGACACGACUAGAGCCCAAGAGGAAGGAAAGCCAGGCAGAGCAUGUCACUUGGGUUUGUUCCCAGAGACUCAUUAAAAUGCCCGUAGGUGUCUCCAGGAGCCAAGUCACCCUGGCGUGUCCAGCCCACUGAAGGUCACCAACUCUCUCCCUGUUGACUUUUUUUAACUGAAGCAUAAUUAAGGAUACAUAUUUUGGGGGUACAGUGUUGGCUACCAUCAUCUGUGUACAACAUGUGAUGAUCAAAUCAAUACCUGUUGACUCUUGUUUCCCUCAAACAGUCAUUCAAUUUGCUUCCUUCUCUUCCUCUCGCUCCCUCCUUCUGUGCCAAGGAUCGUUUUCUUUUCAUAAAAUCCGACUACUCAGGGAUUUUCACAGUGUUUAAAUUCUUGAUAGGGUAUAACAGGUCAGGCCAGGCUGAGUCAUGCAAGACAAAGGUUUAACGGAAACUCCUGGGUCAGGAGAACCACUUCGGUGAAUCUGCAGCAGUUUCUCUGCCUGGCAGAGAACUUCUGCCUCAGUUGGCAGAAGCUGGAAGCAGCUUCAUUAACCUCUUCCUCCUGCUGGACCACCUUUUUGAAAAGCUCCUGUUUUUAAAUAAUUCUUUCAUCCUUUCAAUUAUUCUAGAAGUUUGCCAGAUUUAUGCCUUAAAGUAAAAUUAAAUGAAUUUUAUGGAGGAAGAAAAGAGCCUUUCUUUUGGAAGCUCUGUCUGAUAAGUUCCCUCUAAACUUAUUUCCCUCCUCUUGAUUUCAGGAGAUGUCAGAAUCUGUUCCAUUCUGAAUGGUGAUUUGGUAUAGAUUCACUUUAAUUAAAAAUGAAAACAGAAGCAUCUUCUCCCUCCACAUAAAACAGCAGUUGGUGUAGGUUUACGUCGAAUGCUGGUGUCUCGGCAAUGUGUGGCAUUGGCUCAGGGUCCACAGUCACAGGGAAACAGCAUCUGUCCCUGAAUCACCCUUGGUGCCUGCACUCAGGGGUCCAACAACUUCACAGUGGGACAGUUUUAACAUGUCCCUCAUUGAGGGGAGAAGCAAAGGAAAGAGAAAGCUGCAGGGCUGGAGAGUGGCAUUUGAGGUUUGCUGGUGUUUAUAGGUGGGCCCUUUCCAACUGGGUAGAGAGAGGGUCGAGGGUCUCUCAGGGUGGACCGCAUGUGCAGACUUUGAUGUCAAAAGGUUAUGAUGAACAGAGUCCUUAUUCCCAACAUUCCUUCUGAUACUGGAGGUCAGUGCCUCAGGCCCCAGACAGGCUGAGGGAUUUCUAAUCUGAUAUUCCAUUGGAAGGGUUUGGGAUGAAGGGCUAAGGGAAAUAAGGCUUUGCCGCAGCCAUAGGGCAGGCCCCAGGAUGGUCAGAAGGGAGCCUGGUGCUGUUUUCAUGAGUUGAAAUAUUCCCCAUAGGCGCCCUCCCUGGCUUAGCCUGUGAAAGAUAAAACAAGGAAGACAGUCAUUCUCCUUGGUGUGGUUCCGAACGUUGUUUCUUUUCCUGACCGCAGACAGGUUAACUGGGAAGAGGUUGUGUGUAUGUUUUGUUUUGUUUUGUUUUCCUUUUUUCUUUUUAUAGUAGGUAACAGUACACUGCACAUUCAGUCUUCUGCACUAAUGGAAGAAGAGUGGAGAGAUUAUCUAGUUCAACACUGAUAUUUUAUCAGUGAGGAAACUGAGGCACAGAGAGGAAACAAAUGUAGAAUGUAACAUGAUCGUGUGUAAGCCUUAAGGCAUGUAGUCACUGGCAAGGAGAAAACUGUUGGGAACCUGUGACAGGGAAGAGUUAAGGCAAGUACCAGGGGAAAACAGACCAGUUUGGACAGGUGUGGUAAGGAGAGGUUAGUAGAAGCUUGAAACCUGAACUCAUCAUCAGGCUGUUAAAUAAAAACUGAUAGGAGGCCAUUGGUUUGGUCUGAGCUCCUACACCAGGCCCGGCAGACCAAACCUCCAUGGAGUCACUCCUGCUGAAGUUUCACAUCACUAAACCGAAACUAAGUUGUCUGUUUGACUUUCCAAGAAAUCAGUAAAGUGAGAGAUAAUGGCCAAAUCCCCAAACAGGCCAGUUUUAGCUGGCAUGAUAAGCAAGUCUCCUCUGCUUUAACCCACAAGGAAAGUAACUUUGAAAUGACCAAUCCACUUUUUCUGUUUCUGCUUUCCUCAGUCCUGUUCUGUCUAUAAAGCCAACCUCCUCUGCUCAGCUGGUCAGGACACUCAUUCUAUUUUAUAGAAUGAAGUGUUGCCCCAUUCUAGAAUCGCAAAUAACAGCCAAUUAAGAUCUUUAAAUCUGUUGUAAUUUUGUCUUUUGACAAGGCCAUGUGGGGGCCUCAGAAAAGUUGGUAUCUAAAAUGGAAUAGAGUCUGAAGAUUGUAUCUGAGCACAAGCCGUUCCCCUGGCUAACUCCAGGGGUUUUAACUGGCAUUUUGGACACCAGCUAUGCCUCCUCCAUUUCUCAGAAGACCUUUGACCCUGUGUGUCUUUCUUCCCACUGGCGAGAAGUCUGGGGGCAGCUCUUUGGCUUCCUUGUUGCACCUUGCUGGGAAAAGCCAACAUCCUCCAUCAGAGGCUGGAACUGUGCAUUAUCAGAGAGGCUGGAAGCUUUAUCCCCCAGUGAAGUGGGAGCAGAACUCACCAGCACAUCCUCCCCCCAACUCCAGCAGUGUUUCCAUGGAAAUCCUGAGUAAUGCAAUGGCUCCCUUGCUGGCAGACUGACCUUCAUACUGGAAAGCUGGAGACAGCCCAAGGGAGGGAGAGAGAAGAGGCUCUCCUACAUUCAAUUAGAACCUUCAGACUAAAACCACCUAAGAUUAUAUCUUUGUGUGUGUGUAUAUAAAUAUAUAUAUUUAUUUUAUUUAUUUUUAUACAAUUCCAUUGGCAUGGUCCUUCACCGACUCCAUAAUUUGCACUUUUUAUUCCUAUGUGUGUCACACACAAUGCAGUAUUAAAGACAACCAGGAAAAUAUUGUUUUAUUUUUUAAAGCUGUUCUUUAGUGUUUUGUCAACCAUUUCAAAGUGUCUCUGUGAAAAGGUUGCUUAAGAGCAGUUGCUACCUUGAGCAACAGAUUCAUUUUUACCUUGGGUUUAAUAUACCAAAAGGCCUGUAUAAUUUUCUUUUUAUUAACACCUGAAAUAAAGUAUAUCCAGACCUAUUUUCAAAGAAUUUGGUGAAUCUGAUGUUGGUGUGAGCAGCAGCCAUUAGGAUCAUUGUCUCCCAUUCUUGGAUAGUCUGAGGCUGUGAUCUGUUAGAUUAUACUUGAACUGGACCAGAGUUUGUUUUUUGAGUUUAUGAGAAAAAUAAAAACGCUAGUUAUUUUAAGUUUGAACUUGUAAAGUAUUGGAAUUUGUUGAGUGUCCUAUAAAUUGUCACCACUUUUUCUGAUCUGUAUAACUGACCGCAAAGUGUUUGUUUUUACAAAAGGAAAAAAGAAGAUUUUUAAUAAAGAGAAUUUGGAAGCUUG